Messenger RNA from Paramecium octaurelia, 2606 nucleotides. The record is from the annotation of a GenBank genome assembly. NCBI's taxonomy places the organism in Eukaryota, Ciliophora, Oligohymenophorea, Peniculida, Parameciidae.
UUUUCAAAAUAAAUAUGAAAUACAACAGUUAAACUAAUCCUCCUUCGAAUUUCCAACACUUUAUGGGAGUUGCUCCAAACUAGUUCAGUUCAAAUAUCAAAGGUUAGGUAAUAUAUGCACUAUUUAUUUGGUAUAGACAUUGAAUUCGCAGCAACAGAAUCUGCAUGAUGAAUCAAGGGUCUCAUAAAUGCCAGUUUCCAAGAUUGAAGAGGUGAAUUACUAACAUUCCCAUGAAGUUAAUCAUAGUCAUAUUGAUCUCCAAUAGCAGUCCUCCAAGGCCUAACAUUAUCAUCCUCUUACAAUGCCAUGCAAUUGGGAUUUGGCUAGAAAGCAUGCUUUAUCACGAAGAACAGCUUUAGAAAAAAAGAAGGACAUUACUAAAACGACAAAUGGUAUCCCAUUUACUAUAAUAAACAAGUUGAAACAUGUCCUUGUUGUGGUUUUGAAGUAGAGAGAGAUGAAAUCCCAUAUUGUUCAAACCCCAUGGCAUUGUCAUUUCUAGGUUCUGGAUUCACAUUGUUUUACAAUUACCUCAAAUAUUGCAUAAUAAUCUUGUUCAUAACUUUGGUCACCAAACAGAUUUAUAAUCUCUAUACCAGUUAUGAGGGAUCAUAUUGUAGUCAUGUUAAAAAGGAAAAAAUAGAAGGACAUGUAGUAGAGUUACCAAAUUGUUCGGAAUCAUUGUUCUUGAGAUUGUCUUUAGCUAAUAAAUUGGAGUAUUUUAAACUAUAUAAACUAGUAAUCGCCAAGCUUUAGAGCAUGUGUAAAUUUUAAACUUUAUUAACUUAUUUAUUGUAAUGAUGGUCCUCAUCUAUUUUAGAAAAAGCCAGCGAUAGAUAGAUACAACUAUAGAUGAAGAACUCUUAACACCUGCUGAUUAUACAGUUUGUGUCAAGAAUAUUCCUUUAGGAUUAGGUUUAGAUUACAAAUGGGAAUUGAAACAUAUGUUUGAGACUUGUGCAGUCAUAUCAGACACAAAACCUAUAGUUGUGAAAAAAGUAGUUCUAGUUUAUGACAUCGAAGAGAUUAUCGAGAUGGAAAAACAACUUGACGAAUUAGUGGAUAGGAAGAAAGAUAUUAUAAAAGAAUACAAUUACAAUUUUAAUCAUCCAAAAGUCUUGGAAAUAGACUAAAAAAUAAAAGAGUUCGAGCAUAAGAUACAUUAGACAGAGAAAGAGUAUGAAAGAGAGAAUAAAAAAUUUGCUGGAAUUGCAUUCAUAUCCUUUGAGGAUGAAACUAUGAAAAAUUUGGUGUUAUAAGAAAAUUAACAUACUUAGUUAGAGAGAAUGAAGUCAUAUUGGAAUAAGGGUAAAUUAGAAGGAUUGUCCGAGAAUGAUUUAUCAUGGCAUGAAUAGAAAUUAUUUAUUGAACAGGCUCCAGAACCAAAUGAAGUUGAUUGGGAAUUCAUUCAUGUUAAAACUGAGGAGAAGAUAAGUAAAAGAGUCAAGGCUUGGAUAAUUUACCUAUUAGUUGAAAGCGCAGCAUUUUAUUCAAUUUAUCUAAUAGCGCAUAAAGUGGCUAAAUAUGGAGAUGAGGCAAGAGAAGAAGAAAUACAAGGAAAAUUGGAUCAUAAUACUAUGUUGAAAAUAAACAUUUUAUCUUUUAUAAUCUCUUUGAGCAUUGUUUUAUUUAAUAAAUUUGCAGUUGCUAAAAUAGUUCAUUACAUUGUAGAUGAUGAAAAGAUCUCAAGUAAAACCAAAUUUCAAAUAUCCUUUGUAUACAAAUACGCCUUAGCAUUAUUUUUGAAUGCUGCCAUCAUUAGUUUUCUGGUGGAUAUUGUAAUUUUAAAGAAUGUGGAAGGAGCUGGAGGUUUCUUGCAAAACGAAAGCUAGAUUUUUAUUCUGAAUGCUGUGCUACCUCCAUUUAUAUGGUGUGUAGAUCCAUGGAGUCUGUGCAAAAACAUUUGGAGAUGGUACAUUGUAAGAAAGGGAGACAAAGCCUUGUUAACCCAAUAAGAGGCAAAUACUUUAAUGGAGGAACCAGACUAUUUGUCAGCCAAAAGGUACUCCGAUAUUAUGAAAACAAUGUGGUUUACUUUUCUAUACGGCACAGCCAUUCCUUUGGGUACAGUUUGCAGUGCUUUUGGAAUUCUAAUUUACUAUUAUGUUGACUAUUAUAACAUUUUGAGAAGGAGAACUGUGAAGGAAUCCAUUAGCAUUCAACUAUCUACAGGUAGAUAUAAUUUUUAGUUUUAGAAAUGAUUGAGAUGUUGGAAUACAUAAUAGUGUGGAGUGCCUUUGGAGAAAUGAUUAUGACUUAUGCAUUUUUCAAGGAGAUAAGUUAAAUUGAUGUUUUGUUGAUGGUGAUUGCUAUCAUCUAUGCUUCCUUACCAAUGGAAGACAUCUCAUAAUAUUUGUUCCCAGUAGUCAAUAACGAAGAGGUAUCACUGAUUGCUAAUUAAUUUAUAGAUUAAACCCUAUGAUGAAGGAUGUUUGGGUUUCGAUACAGACUAUGACAGAGAAAACCCAGUGACAAGACACAAAGCUAUUGAAGAAUGGAAUGAAAAACAAAAUAUGCUGAUAGAUUCAAACCACAAAAUUCACAAGUACUAUCAAUAAUAAGAUCAAUUUGGGUAUAAUAAUGAUGUCCAUUAUGGUAGAAGAUGA